Messenger RNA from Python bivittatus (Burmese python), 4105 nucleotides. NCBI's taxonomy places the organism in Eukaryota, Metazoa, Chordata, Lepidosauria, Squamata, Pythonidae. The record is from RefSeq and is a predicted model, not a curated record.
CAGAGAGGGGAGCUGCUCGGGUCGGCCCUGCCCUCCCCUUUUCCUACCCUCCCAUUCCCACAUGAAACCAGAUUUAAUGCAAACAAGCUGGCCUGGCUCAGAGCUGCCCACAAGGCUGAGAGAGGAGAAGAGAGGAGAGCCGCUCGGAGGCACCGGAGAAACUUCCCGAGAGCAGCCGGCCCGCGUCUUCCCUCCUCCCUUUCCCCGGAAACCUGUGCGGUCUUUUGAGCCCUGCCAUGGCGGUCAUGCAAGAUCUCUGCUUGCUUGUUCUCUUGAUGAGUCCCUUAUGUGCCUCAAGAUCUAUUGAGAAGCUGGUCCUGGAAGACAACGAAGGGAGCGGAGACAGUGAGGGGGCUGCCUCAGUCUCACCUUCCGCCAGGGUGACGUUGAGUACCAGCCCCACCUCGGGAAGCCUUGUCGUCAGUUCAGUCAAUGGAACACUGCACUCGUUCAACAUCCUGGAUGGCAUUGUGGACUUCUUCCAAACGUACAUGCUCUUGAUCAUCGUGGUGGGCUCUCUAAUCCUCAUCUUCCUUUCCAUUGUGUGUGCGGCUGUCAUUGUUCGGCAGAAACACAAGGCCUCAGCCUAUUACCCGUCAUCCUUUCCAAAAAAGAAGUACGUGGAUCAGAAUGACAAGUCAGGGGGUGCCAAGGCCUUCAGCGAAGUUCCUGAAAAGCCAUCUGAUGUCAACCAAGAGGAGCCAGUUGAUUCCACCAAACAACUGCAGGCUGACAUCUUAGCUGCUGCCCAAAACCUCAAGUCUCCAACCAAGCUCGUUGUGGCUAAUGGAAAAAGCACCCCUGUAGAAGAGCCACCAACUGAAGGAAAAGAGGAAGAGGCCCAAAGAGCAGAAGAUGUGGAAGAUGGCAGUUCUAAAGGAGAAGAAGUAGAAGAAGAAAAAUCACCAGAUGAGGCUGAGGUGCCUCCAGAGACAUCAGCUCCAAACAAUUUGGUAGAUGCUGAGACCAAAGAGGAUGUCCCAUCUAUGGUGGGGACCAAUCCAUCUCCUCCCGAAGAGUUCAAGGAGUCUCCAGCCACUGAGAAUUCUGCCACGUGUGUCUCAGAAAGUGAGAAGGAGGAGCUGGGCAGUCCACUGACUCUUGAUACUUGCCCCACAGAAGACUCAGAAAACUGAAUGGGCUCAGUUCCCAUCCGUGGGGUGACAGUUCAUAAUAUUAAAUCUACAGGGAUCUGUUUUUCAAAUGGAGGGGAGAGCAGCAGAUCUUUACGUAACGUGUAAAGAAGACAAGUUCGCCACCUCCCUUGCUAAGAAACCCCUUAGAGAUGCACCAUCCUGUGGUUUUGCUUUAAUGGACUUUCUUCAGUUACGCAGACAUGCCCAACCUGGUGCCUUCCAGAUGUGGCAAACCAUGACUCCCAUCAUCCCCUGCCAACAUGCCCAGGGAGGUGAUGAGAGUUGCUAAACACAUCUGGGGAGGGGAAGCUGAGUGACUGUAAUGUCAUAAUGUAGCCACUCAACCAGAUAUCACUGCGUAUAUAAGGUAGAACUUAUCUGAGGACCUUUUGAAAACACAUGGUCUUCAGCGUGGUUCCAGGAUUAUUCUGGAGGAACCCUCCUACCAUAAACCUGCAGGACUUUCCCACUUUCAGGGAGAACAUAUGACUCUGCACAGACAUACAUGAUUUUUGAGGUGAGCCCUUUGUGGAAGCAUCUACUCUUGUCAAUCCUCAAUUUUGGAGCAAGGUUGUGUGCAGAGCUGACUGGUCAACCUUUCUACCAAUCAUGAAGUCAUCCAAAUCUUUCUUUCUCCACUGUUGGUCAGACAGUCUCUGGGCCAAAUUUGAAGUUAUUUCACACAUAUACUUUUUUUUAAGCAAGUCUAGGCUCCACUCUGUUUAAUAGUCCAGUCCCUUAUACCAAUCAUUAACUCAUUUUUUCCUGCAACUCAUUUUCAAUGAUUUAUUUUUUAAGGUACCAGUUUUUGGGGAUGAGAGAUCCAGGCAAGAUGCUUUGUAACAAGACCUCAUGAGUUCUAUCAGCGGCUUAUGCUACAUACUUGUAUAUCCCAACUUGGAUUAGCUUCUCAUCUCCUCUUCUCAUUGUCUAAGAGACACAUUAUACAUACUUUUCAAAAUCUCUUCCUUUGAUUCAAAACAAGUAUCAGCUUUGAAAUUUGAACUGCUUGCCAUACAAUUGCAGAAUGGCCAAUGUGACUUUGGAUUUUAAGUACAACGUCCAGCUAUGCAAUGACAACAAUAUGCAAUGGAUCCCACCACUCAGUCCAAGGUUUUUUUGAUCUGGUUUCUGAGAACCAUUAACUCUAAGUUCUCCAGAUGCUGUAGAAGAUCUGAUUGCUCAAGAAAGCCAGGACCUGUUUUAGUCAUGCAUAUUGAGAACCCACUAUGGGAAGAAUCUGAUGACAUCUCUGAUAGUUAUUCCUCUUAAAGGUUCACAAACAUCCAGACGCUUGAGUGUGGAAGGGAAGAUACUGAGGACUUUCAUGGGUGAAUGAAGCCCAACAAAGGUGGAUUUUUAUGCAUGUUGAAUCCUGAAGUUCUUCACCUGCCAAGAUAAUUGUUAAUCUCUGGAGAGGGAAGCCUCAUAUUUUUGAGGCAUUUAAACACAUUGAAAAUGUUUUCUGGGCUUUUUUUUUUUAAACUCAGUUAUGGGGGUGGGGGGCUUUAGGUCGUUUUUAAAAAUUAAUUUUUAUAUUUUGAUGGGGGACUUUGAUUUCAGAUUUCCAGGUGCUAAUCUUUCUGGGCCAACUAGAAAAAAUAUUUUAGUAAGCAUUACAGUAAGAUUUACCUGGUUUGUGACAAGCCUUGAAGAAGCUGGGUGACAGGAGAACAUGUCUGAAACAAAAAUUCCUCCUUGGUUUUUCCCAGCCUCUUCGUAAAGGUUCUGCUGAUAUUUAUGACUGUUCCUCCCACCUUGGUUCUCCCAGGGUGAUCCUUGUAACCCAAGAGGAAACCUUAUCUGUGAUUUAGGCAGCCGAGACCUUUGAGGACUUAUCUGGGAUAGGUUUGGGAGGGCUGACCCUCUUUGGCAGGUUCUCUGCAGUUGCUACACUUCAAGAGCAUUUUUGAAGGAGAUAAUCUAAAGGGGGCUACAAAGGACAAUGUCUGGCAGUUUGCAACACGCUAAACCCCAACCGGGGUAGCCCCCAGAGUGUUUUGUGAACGCUCUCCGCCUCUUCUUCUAGGACUUUGUAAACAUUAAAACAUGAGGCAGGCACCAUGUUGAUAAAAACUCAAAGUAAGUGACCUUACAGACCUUUUCCGCCUUCCAGGUGCUUUGGACCACCCCAGCCCCUGUGGCUAGAUGCCCAAACUCCUAGAGGGCCCAUUUUGGCUGCUUACUCUAAUGCAUUUAGAAGAGAGGGCAGGGCAAUCGUUUUAGGGGUGAACGCACUUGGUGGGUUUGUUCCGUUAUCACACGAUAACACUCCUGCCUCUGCGAUGAAGAUGAUGCUGUGCUGAUAGCUCUCAAAAGUCAUGAAAGGGCCUUUGGCUUUUCUAUCUGAUUCUCAGGGGGCUUGAGAAUUUCCCUUUGGGGCGUUUUCCGCUCCGCUUAUCGCUGCUGGCGGCAGAACCGUCCCCUGCUCUUCACCUCCCUGGGUGCUUCUACCUUCUGAAACAGCCGUUCCUCUGGGAUUCAUUGGAAUGAAUGGAUGCCACUGGGAAGCCAUCAGGGAGGCUGAGACAGGGCCUUAACACCUUGCUUUGGCCACCUCACCACCCGAGAAGGGCAAAGACGCAACGCUCUGCCCAGGCCAAUUUCUGCAAAAUUCUCUCUUGAGAGAAAUGCAGAAAGCAAGUUGUCUUUCGUCCAUCAGAAGGAGAACUGGCAAUAGAAGCUGCAGGAGAAUUCCCAAGAAGAGGGAAAUUGGGAUGUCACCAUGCUAAGCAAGUGUGUGUGCGCGUGUGUGCGCGCGUGCAUAUGGUCUCUAUCAAAGUUCCUUCAUGUGAAAACUAGUUCCCAGCCCUCUUCAAGCCCCUGGGCCAUGAUUGCCAAACAUUUAUAAACAUUAGAAACAUUGUCACCCAGUUGUCUGGAGCAUAUCUAUAUAUUUGGUGCCUUUGAGUCAGUUCUCGACUCCUGGGGAUCGCCUGGACAAGUCCCUGCAGUUUUCUUGGCAAGGU